AUGGAGGUGACAAACUUCACUGUCACUGAAUUUCAUCUCCUCGGCUUCCACGAGCUUCGGAGCUUCCAGUUGGUUUUAUUUUUCAUUUUUCUGGUUAUUUAUGUCACAACUUUGGUUGGAAAUUCAUUGACAACUGGCCUGUUUUGCUUUGAUCAUCAUUUUCACAGUCCCAUGUAUAUACUCCUAUGUAACUUGUCUGUAUUGGACAUGUCAUUCACCUCAAUGGUUCUGCCAAAGUUGUUGGACAUUUUUCUGACUGGAAACAAUGUCAUCUCCUACGAGGGUUGUAUCACUCAGGUCUUCUUCCUUGUGGUGCUCAUGGUGUCUGAAUACUUCAUCUUGGCUGCCAUGGCUUAUGAUCGUUACGUGGCCAUAUGUCAUCCUUUACGUUAUUCUUAUUUCAUGAGUCUUCAAGUCUGUUUUUGGAUGUUAUGGAUAUCUUGGAGUAUGGGUGUCUUUGAGGGCAUUCUUUAUGCCCUUCUAAUAUCAUCCUGUAUGUUUUGUAAAGCAAAUGAGAUUGACCAUUUAUUUUGUGAUUUGAAGCCGCUAAUGAUACUUUCUUGUAGUGACACACAUACUAUAGAAAUGUUAAUACUUGGACCAAGCGCCAUCAUUGGCUUUGUCCCUUCAGUCAUGACCUUGGUGUCCUACAUGUAUAUCAUCUCAAGUAUCUUAAAGAUUCACUCUAAGGAAGGAAGACACAAAACUUUCUCCACUUGCUCCUCACAUCUCACAGUCAUCCUCUUGUUUUAUGGGACGAUCCUUGGCAUGUAUAUGAGGCCAAAGUCCAGCUAUUCCAUUAACCAGGACAAAGUGCUUGCCAUUUUGUAUGCAGGAGUCAUCCCGAUGCUCAAUCCUCUCAUUUACAGCUUAAAAAAUCAGGAUGUGAAGAAAGCUCUGCGCAAAUUAAAGAAAGCAAUGCUCUGUUAA
Molecule: messenger RNA, 930 nt
Organism: Bufo bufo (common toad)
Lineage: Eukaryota; Metazoa; Chordata; Amphibia; Anura; Bufonidae
Product: olfactory receptor 5AR1-like
Exons: 1
Coding region: 1-930 (309 amino acids)
Biological process (GO): sensory perception of smell; G protein-coupled receptor signaling pathway
Cellular component (GO): membrane
Molecular function (GO): G protein-coupled receptor activity; olfactory receptor activity; odorant binding
Source: RefSeq, a predicted model, not a curated record